CCGAUCUCUGUUUCUCCUACUGUUCAGCUUGUUCUGCCCUCACAACCUCGAACGUCGGUGCCAUGGCGGAAUUAGUUGUAAGUCCAAUCAUGGAGAAGAUCAUCGACGCUUGCUCUGAUUACCUUAAAGAUUUUAGUAAGGAUUGCCUUAAAGAUUACCAUAAAGAUUACCUUAAAGAUCAAUUCAGAUGGCAGUCAGGCAUGAAGGAGGAGCUUGAAAGGCUGCGAGAGAACCACCCCAAGAUCCAAGCUGUCGUCUUUGCAGCUAACCAAGCACAACUCAACGAUAACAACGGUGAUCUCAACAACUGGAUAUGGCACCUGCGAGAUGCUAUUGACGAGGCAGAUGAUGUGCUGGAUGAGUUGAAGUACAUGAAUCAAGAAUAUAUUUAUGACGAAACAAAGAAAAGAAAGUUCCUGCCGAGCUUCCUAUUUGAAAUUCCUCGUAAAUUUUUCAAAAUUGGCGAACGUGCUCUCAAAAUGGAUCCCAACUUGAAGCGACUGGAGGAGGCUGUGCAGAAACUUGAUAGAGUUUCGGCUGAUGUUACUACUUUCCUUCAUCUUUUAGACAACGCGAAGCAGGAACAGAAGGAGCAGAAGGUUGAUUUCUACAGAACACGUGAAACUGGAUAUUUGCCUAAAAAUGGUCUCAUUGGGCGGCUCAGGGAGAAGGAGCUUGUUAUGGAGUGGCUGAGGAACCCAUCAAAUGAGCAUCGGGGAACUGAUUUGUACAGAAACAUUUCUCUUCUAUCUAUAGUGGGCCAUGGUGGUAUGGGGAAGACAACUCUGUUGCAACAUGUUUAUAAAGAUGAAAUUACAAGGGAAUUUGAUCUUAAAAUGUGGGUUUGUGUUUCCAACAACUUUGAUGUCAAAAAAGUCAUUGCAGAUAUGUUGGAAUCUCUUAAGAAGGAGAGGCCUCGUUCGGAGACACUUGUGGCACUUCAAGGGCGUCUCGAGGAGGAGGUGAUGUCCAGAAAGUUCUUACUUGUGCUGGAUGAUAUUUGGGAGGAGGAUGAGGAGAAGGAUAAAAGCAAAUGGGAGGAUGUGCUCGCCCCUCUUGCUUCUGGGAGUUUUGGUAGUAAGAUUCUAGUAACAACUCGAAUGGACUCAGUUGCACUGAUGUUUGCAAAGGUAAUUAACAAGGAGGAGGAAAUAGUAAAAUUCAAGGAAAAUGAGGGUUUAUUGGGUCAGAAUUCUAUCAGUUCCAACUUACGAUUGAGCUAUAUAGUUCUGCCAAAGCAUCUACAAAAUUGUUUUGCAUUUUGUUGUAUGUCCCCACAAAAUCAUACGUUUGAUAAAGGUGAUCUAAUCAGAAUGUGGAUUGCAUUGGGUUUCAUUCAGCCAUCUCAAGGAAUGACUAUGGAGGAUAUCGGAGGAAGGUAUUUUGAUGUUUUAGUCGAAAAAACUUUUUUUGAGAAGGUCAGAGGUCUCUACAAGAUGCAAGAUUUAAUAUAUGAGUCAGCAUCUAAAUUUUUUGCACAGGAAUGCGGUAAACUUGUGACUGAUGAAGAGUCAUCUCUCAAAAUUCCUGAGACUAUUCGACACUUGUCUAUUCAAACUAAAAAUCUAAGCAUCUUAAGAAAGAUUCAGAAGUUUAAACAUUUGCGUUCUGUUUUCUUGUUCUAUGAAGAUUUUAAUCAGGAUCUUUGCAGUGCGCUUAUUGAAAUAUUCAAAGCAUUGAGAUGCCUGCGCCUAUUAUACAUACGCACUCAUAAAUUGGAAAUGAUGCCCGAGGAGAUUAGAUAUUUGAAACAUCUAAGAUAUUUGAAGAUCCAAAAUGUUUUAUCACUUCAUGGCACUAGGCUUCGGGAAUUACCGAAGCUUCCUCCCUCUUUGAAACAUCUAUCAAUUUUGGGAUGUCAUCCAGAUUUAUUUGAGCGCUAUCGAGAGGAUGGAGGCUCCGAUCGGCACAAGAUUGCUCACAUUCCUCAAAUCCAUAUUUCUACCGAAUAAUAGGUCCAACUACUUUUAUGAAAAUUUCAAAAUACAUGGCCUGAGGACGAGUUAUCUUCUCAUGGGUGAGUCUCUAUGUGGUCUUGGUUUUUGUUUUGCUUUUUUUUUCUUACUUUGUUUGAUAUUGUAAUUAGUCUGAAUCGAAGACUCGUAAUUUUU
Molecule: messenger RNA, 2111 nt
Organism: Dendrobium catenatum
Lineage: Eukaryota; Viridiplantae; Streptophyta; Magnoliopsida; Asparagales; Orchidaceae
Product: putative disease resistance protein RGA4
Exons: 2
Coding region: 63-1952 (629 amino acids)
Biological process (GO): defense response to other organism
Molecular function (GO): ADP binding
Source: RefSeq, a predicted model, not a curated record